Messenger RNA from Baudoinia panamericana UAMH 10762, 3346 nucleotides. RefSeq lists its product as uncharacterized. Bases 119 to 3346 code for a protein of 1075 amino acids. The record is from RefSeq and is a predicted model, not a curated record. NCBI's taxonomy places the organism in Eukaryota, Fungi, Ascomycota, Dothideomycetes, Mycosphaerellales, Teratosphaeriaceae. The transcript is spliced from 5 exons. Gene Ontology annotation, cellular component: cytosol. Gene Ontology annotation, molecular function: flavin adenine dinucleotide binding; NADPH-hemoprotein reductase activity; heme binding.
AGUAUAUGUAGUUCUUGCAACACCGAACCCUGCAUGCUGAUGCUGUUUCUUUACUAUCAAUAACCGCCACGUAAUUUUCCUUCAUUACCAGUGAACACACCUUCUUGCCCCGACAACCAUGGCGGUGGACAAAAAAGAUACUGUACCAAUACCGCAGCCGGCGGGCUGGCCACUCGUUGGCAACAUUACCGAUGUUGACCCCGAGCUGCCCAUUCUAUCGUUGACGAACCUUGCAAAGACGUAUGGGGAGAUAUUCUCCUUGACGACCUUUGGAAGGCGUCGUGUCUUCAUCAGCACUCAAAAGCUGCUCAAUGAAAUCUGCGACGAGAAAAGGUUCGGCAAGCUUGUAUCAGCAGGCCUCUCACAGCUCCGGAAUGGCACCCAUGACGGUCUCUUCACCGCACAGAAUGAUGAAACCAAUUGGCAUCUUGCCCAUCGGAUUCUCGUUCCCGCAUUCGGCCCUCUUAACAUUACAGCCAUGUUCGACGAUAUGAAGGACAUCGCGAGCCAGCUGGUUCUUAAAUGGGCACGAUACGGCCCGGAGUAUGUGAUUCCGACCACAGACGAUUUCACCAAGCUUACCCUCGACACAUUGGCGCUUUGUGCAAUGGAUUACCGCUUCAACAGCUUCUAUACCGAUGAGAUGCACCCUUUCAUCUCUUCAAUGACCAACUUCUUGCGCAUUGGUGCUGCGCGUGCUGCGCGUCCUCCAUAUAUGGGCUCUUUCUACAAGCAGGAAGACGCACAAUUCUUUAAGGACAUUGAGUACAUGCGAAAGCUAAGUAGUGACAUCGUUGAGCAACGCAAACAGCAUCCCAAGGAGGUCAAGGAUCUCCUGAAUGCGAUGACACUAGGCAAAGACCCGAAAACUGGCCAAAACCUUAGCAACGAGACCGUCAUAGACAACAUGAUCACCUUCCUUAUCGCGGGCCACGAGACCACCAGCGGGCUGCUCAGUUUCUUGUUCUACUAUUUGCUGAAACAUCCAGAGGCAUACCGCAAAGCACAGGACGAAGUCGAUCGCGUAAUAAAAAGCGAUAGUAUCGAAGCACACCACUUAAACGAACUUCCAUACAUUACAGCCUGCUUGCGGGAGACACUACGUCUGGAACCCACCGCCCCUGCAUUUUCGGUUUCGCCCCACAACAAGCAGGGAGAUGUCAUUGGGGGCAAGUAUUUUGUCGAUCAUGGGGUACCUAUUGUUGCCGUCCUCCCAUCAGUGCAUCGAGACCCUACGGUCUACGGUGACGACGCAGAGCAGUGGAAGCCAGAACGAAUGCUUGACGACAAUUUCAACGGCUUACCGCCAAACAGCUGGAAACCCUUCGGCAACGGCGCCAGAGGCUGCAUCGGGCGGCCGUUCGCAUGGCAGGAGGCUAUGAUGGUUACGGCUAUGCUUCUUCAAUACUUCGACUUCAGCCUAGACGACUCACAGUAUGAGCUGCAAAUCAAGUCAACAUUGACCAUCAAGCCAAAAGACUUCUCCAUACGAGCCAAGCUCCGCGAAGGCUGGACGGCUACCAAAGUCGAGCAAAGUCUGGCCGGCUCUGUACGAGGUGCUCAGCGCACGCUCCAUCAGCCAUCCGCCGCUGAAAAGGAAGUCGACGGCUCUCCGAUGACCAUAUUGUACGGCAGCAACAGUGGGACGUGCGAAGCUUUCGCGCAAACACUUGCCGCUGAUGCUGGGGCACACGGUUUCAUGGCGAAGGUAGCGACACUGGACUCGGCUAAAGCGAGUCUACCAACUAGGGAGCCUGUGGUAAUCGUGACGGCAAGCUAUGAAGGGCAGCCUACAGACAACGCCGCCCACUUCUAUGACUGGCUGCAAAAUUUGAAAGACAGCGAGAAGGUGGAGACGAGCUUUGCUAUCUUCGGCUGCGGACACUCGGACUGGAAGCAGACGUUCCAUCGCAUUCCCAACAGUAUCGACAACCUGCUUGAGAAGCAUGGCGGUCAGCGCAUGUGUGAACGUGGAAACGCCGAUGCAGCCAAGGGAGACAUGAUGUCCGCUUUCCAGACAUGGGAGGACGAAAUACUCUGGCCUGCCAUCAAGAGGCGCUUUGGCGGGAAAGACGCCGACGAAGGCGCUGAAGCCUCACCGCAGAGCCAAAACCUCUCGAUCGCCGUAUCCAACCACCGUGCUUCUAAGCUACGAGCUGGCGUAUCGGAAGCGAAGGUGAUCGCGACGAGAACUCUCACUGCGCCUGGUGAACCAGAGAAGCGACACAUCGAACUGCAAUUGCCGUCCGACAUGACUUACAGGGCUGGAGAUUAUCUGGCAGUGCUUCCGCUGAACCCUGAAGAAACUGUGCAUCGCGUGGUAUUGAGAUUCCACUUACCCUGGGACGCUAUGUUGACCAUCUCCAGCAAAAGUAGCACAGCUCUACCUACCGAGCACCCAAUAAGCGCACACAAUCUGUUCUCAGCCUAUGUUGAGCUUAGCCAACCCGCUACGAAGCGCAACUUGAUCAUGCUUAUGGAAGCCAGCAAAGACGAGCAAACGAAGAAGGAGCUACGCCAAAUCCACGACGGCGACUUCGAUGCAGAGAUCACAGAGAAGCGCGUUUCACUGCUCGACCUUCUUGAGCGCUACUCCGACAUUGAACUGCCACUUGGUGCGUUCGUAGGCUCACUGAUCACCAUGAGAGUGCGGCAGUACAGCAUCAGCUCCUCUCCGUUGGCGGACCCGCAAAAGGUGUCGCUGACCUACGCCAUCCUAGAGGACGAAGCACUUAGCGGCCAGGGACGCCAUAUCGGCGUAGCUAGCCACUACCUCUCGCUUCUCAAGCCGGGCGACAUCGUUCAUGUUGCCGUGAAGCAGAGCCAUCAAGCCUUCCACCUCCCGACCGAUGCAGAGAAGACACCGGUGGCUAUGUUCUGCGCUGGGACUGGCCUUGCGCCUUUCCGCUCCUUCGUGCAAGAGCGUGCGGCUCAGAUCGGAGCCGGGCGUGCCCUUGCUCCCGCCCAUCUAUACAUCGGCUGCAGGCAUCCGGAAAAAGAUCGUUUGUAUGCAGACGAGCUUUCGAGGUGGGAGAAGAUGGGAGCUGUUACGUUGCACUACGCUUUCAGUCAGGCUCCGGAGAAGAGCAACGGGCACAAGCACGUCGAUGAUGCGAUGCGCGCGGAUGCGAAGAUGCUGUUGGGUUUGUGGGAUGAGGGCGGUCGUGUCUACGUUUGUGGAAGUAAAGGGCUGGGUGAAUCGGUAAAGAAGACGUGCCUCGAAUUAUCCAAGAUGUGGCAGAAGGAGCAUGGGUACGAUAGCAACGAAGAAGAAGCCGAGGAGAGAGCGAAUAAGUGGUUUGACAAGGUUAGGAACGAGAGGUACAGCACCGAUGUUUUCACGUAG